AGAGACCCGAGCGCGCGAGUCACACGGAUACGGAUUAUAGUGAUUAUACGGACGGCUUUUCAGUAUUUCGACCGGUGCGCGAUACGCGUCUGUCUGUCAGUGCAAAAUGGUGCAAAACUGCAAAAUGGCGGCUCUCAGGGAGACGGUGUCAACGUGCCGAGCGAUAUAUUCGUUACUGUCGCGAAAUCGCGAGCGUGUCAUCCCGAGCGUGGCUGCGGUCUCGAGAAGAAAUUAUUCGGUCGCCGCUGAGAAUGAGGAGCCCUACGACGUCAUCGUCGCUGGAGGCGGCAUGGUCGGCACCACGUUGGCGUGCGCCAUAGCGAACAAUCGGCGACUGGCGGGCAAGAGGAUUUUACUUUUGGAGGGUAAUGUUAAGCAGGAGUAUACACCACCGGAGCAAUACUCCAAUCGAGUUGUAGCGUUGAAUCAGCAAACCCGUACCUUAUUGUCCAGCAUAGGAGCAUGGAAACACAUAGAGGCAAUCCGCUGUUCUCCGGUGCAAAGGAUGCAGGUGUGGGACGCGUGUUCUGAUGCUAUGAUAACGUUCAACGAGGACCUAUCGUACAAAGACUUGGCCUAUAUAGUCGAGAAUGACCUGCUGUUGCACGCGGUCAACAAGCAGCUCUCUGAGAAGGAAAAUGUCACUGUGAUUUGUGAGUCUAAGGUCGUCGAUGUGAAAUUACCGAAAACGUUCAUGGAGUUUGUCACUGUCCAGCUGCAAUCUGGGCAGCAGUACAAGACCAGGUUAUUGGUGGGCGCUGACGGUGCUAACUCGCUGGUGAGGAAGGCGAUGGGUGUGAUUUAUCUUAACUGGCAGUACAAUCAAUUGGGCAUCGUCGCGACUCUCAAGCUGUCCGAGCCCACGAAGAACGUUGUCGCCUGGCAAAGAUUUCUCCCAACAGGACCCAUCGCAUUGCUUCCGUUGACAGACUCUCUCAGUUCGCUUGUAUGGUCUGUAACGAGCGAGAAAGCGAAGGAACUGAUGAAAGUCUCGGAGGAGGAGUUCGUCGACAGGAUAAACGAGGCGCUGUGGCGGACCUACCCGAAAAGUGGCAUCGUCGAGACCGGGAUGCAUGGAUUCCAGUGGUUACUCACCAGACUCGCCUUGAAUACCAAUGCAUCCAGGCAAAUGCCUCCCUCUGUGACGGCGAUCGUCGACGGAUCGCGGGCAGCGUUUCCCUUGGGUUUCGGCCAUGCCUCGUCUUACGUUCAACAGGGCACGGUGUUGGUCGGGGACGCUGCGCAUCGAAUUCAUCCUUUAGCGGGUCAAGGUGUGAAUCUAGGUUUCGGCGACGUGACGGAGCUGACACAGACCCUCGCUGAGGCCGCCGUGAACGGCAGUCAUAUCAAUGAUAUGCACUAUUUACGAGCGUACGAAACUUCGAGGCAACGUCAUAACGUGCCAAUGAUGUUCGCCAUCGAUGGACUGCAUCGAUUCUAUCAAUACACCGCGGCACCCAUUGUUCUUGGUAGAAGUCUAGGAUUGCAACUAGUGAAUGCUGUGCCACCAUUCAAGGAAGACAGUAGGACCUCCAAAUCUGCGGGUUAUACGUUCCAAAAUCUACUCCAGAUAACCGAAACCGCGAGUAUCAAAACGUGUUACAGCCUGUGCGAAUAACUGAAACGGCGAAUAUGGUAGUCCUACUGUAUUUCGGAAUAUGAAGGAUGAUUUGUAUUUAUUCUGUAUAUUUCAUACGUACAUUAUAAAUUAAAAUAUCGUAAAGAUGUA
Vollenhovia emeryi is the source of this 1729-nucleotide messenger RNA. It is a transcript of the gene Coq6, whose product is annotated as ubiquinone biosynthesis monooxygenase COQ6. Lineage: Eukaryota; Metazoa; Arthropoda; Insecta; Hymenoptera; Formicidae. Gene Ontology annotation, biological process: ubiquinone biosynthetic process. The transcript has 9 exons. Gene Ontology annotation, cellular component: mitochondrion. Gene Ontology annotation, molecular function: 2-octaprenyl-6-methoxyphenol hydroxylase activity; FAD binding; oxidoreductase activity, acting on paired donors, with incorporation or reduction of molecular oxygen, NAD(P)H as one donor, and incorporation of one atom of oxygen. Bases 107 to 1618 code for a protein of 503 amino acids. The record is from RefSeq and is a predicted model, not a curated record.